Penicillium egyptiacum is the source of this 639-nucleotide messenger RNA. NCBI's taxonomy places the organism in Eukaryota, Fungi, Ascomycota, Eurotiomycetes, Eurotiales, Aspergillaceae. The record is from the annotation of a GenBank genome assembly.
AUGAGGUUUAGCAGCAUGCUCGUCGCCAUCAUCUUCAACUUUCUAUCGGCUCUCUGCCAAAAAAUCAUUGCCUGCUCGCUUCCCAUCGACAUUUCCUCUAUUUUCUCUCAACAAACAUUAAUGCCUGACUCAAGGAUCAUCGCACCAAUAGGUCCUGCUCCAUCGACGACUGAACGGACUGUUUUCGGUCCGGGAGGAUGCGUUGUCUACGGCUACCCCUCCACUGGCGGGGUUCUCAUAAAAGAUGGUCCUGACCUUCUCGACAUGCUUUUCCUAUCGGUCCCCCGCACCCAUCCAUCUCAGCGCUCACCCAGUGCCGACGAAGAAGACAGAUUCUGUAAUCUCAUGCGACGCAUUGGUGCGAAUUUUUGGCCAAGUAAGAAGGAGUGGGUCCAAGUGAUGAUGCAACUGAGAGAGAUCACGGAGGAAGAAGAAAAAGUGAUGGUAUAUGGUUGGCCGACGGAUGGAGUGGGUGUAUGGGUGUUGAGAUACGGGAGUGCUAGCCAAAUGCCCCUAGAUUUCGGGAGAAUGAGUUUUGCGAUGAAUAUGGAUGAGAGGAUACAGAUCAUGAAAGAGUAUGGCGCUACUUUUUUUGAAGAUGUCGCGCAGGUGAAGGAACUUAACGGCAUUAGUGACUAG